AUGGCACAUGACUUCGUUCCCGGCGCGCCCAUUUACGGGUCUGCGCUUGCAUACACUCCGUCGCCUCUGUCACAAACGUACAACGCGUCAUCGUUCGUGCCGCCGCCGCCGCCGCCGCCUCUAUCACAGGCGCACAUGUACAGUCCGCCGCCGUUCGAGCCCCCGUCACCUCCGUCGCAGCCGCGCAUGUUCAACGCGCCGUCUUCAGGCCCCCCGCAGCUGCCAUCGCCCGAGUUUCCCUUCUACGACACCCCCCGCCCGUACUACCGUGAAGAAUGGACAGAGGGAGACCGUGUGUCCGACAGGAUUGAGAGGGAGCACAUCGAGCAGCUCGAGCAGGCCCGCGCUCAGACCGAGACCCAAGACCGGUCCAGCGCAGACGACUCGGCCUCCACGGAGCGUGAGGAGGAUGGCGAAGGCGCUCAAGAGCAGCAGAGCGAGAGUGAUGUUCAUUCUGGUAUGACCGACCGCGGCCAGCUCGCUGACCAAAGCGCGUCAUUGCCACCACCCCCCUCGUCCAAGAAGAUAGAUAACGGGUUCCGAUCCCAGUUGUUCCGCACCGACCUGUAUCGUUCGGACGCAUCCUACACUCCGGCCAAGACGACUGGCCCCGCAGCGCCGCCUCUGAGCCCGACACCCACGACCUCUACCAGAACCGGUGGCCGUGUGUCGACCUCGACGACCAGCUUCUACAGGGAGGACAGCAACAAGAAGACGAAGAAGAGGAAGAAGAGGAACAACGGCACCACAUCUACCGCAACUACCGCCGCCGUCUUCGCCUCCGCCAACGCAGACGGCAUUGACAACAACACCGCCGCCGCCGCCGCCGCCCCCCCAACCAUCCACCGCAUCCACCACCGCCCGCACACCCACCCCCUCCCCUCCUCCCUCCUCGCCGUCCUCUUCCCCGAGGAGGAGACGACGACGACGACGGUGACCGACAACAACAACAACCGCAACCACCACCAACAAGAACAAGAACAGGAAGCAGCAACACCACCAGCAGCACGAGCCGCCCUCGCCGCCACCGACGCCGAGAUCCACCGCUGGGCCUGCGACGCCCUCCUGCCCCCCUCCCGCCCGCGCGAGCCGCACGCCCGCCGCACCCCGCGCCACGCGCCCGGCGCCAUCGGCGACGGCAGGCCGCCGGCCCACGCUCGGAUGAUGACGAGGACGACGACGGCCGGAUCGGGGGAGAUGAUGAUGAUGAUGGAGGGAUCGGAGGGGGUGGAGGAGGUAGAGGAGGGAGGAGAAGGGUACGAGGAGCGGGGAGAAGGAGAAGAAGGAGAAGAAGACCCGGCGGCGUACGUGCGGUUCCGCGAAUGGCGGGAGAAGGAGCUGCGGAGGGCGGAGGAGAGCAGGAUGGCGCCGGCGCCGAUCAUCAGGGUGGGCGCGGGUCAGGAUCGCGAUCACGGUCGCGGUGCGGUGGGGAAGAGUGUUAGGUUUGCGGAUGGGGCGGCGAUGGUGCGGGGCGGUGGUGGUGGAGGUGGCCGGUGCAGUCAAUAUAGGGAGAGCUGGGUCAAGGGUAGGCAGGGAUUCGAUUUCGGCGCUCGCCCGAUGAUGCAGGGUGGCGCUGUGCAGUUUGGUGGGCGGCAGAGGCUCGAUGGGGGAGCUGAUGGCCCUGUGGAUGAUGGCGAGGCGUCGAGGCUGAAGAACAGAUGGCCGGGUUCGAUCCAGAGUGCCGCACCGGGAAAGCUGGUUGCGAAGGGCCUUGCUCGGCCCGGAGAGAUGGAGAAGUUGGCAGAGAAAGAUAGAAGGGAUUCCAACUUCUAA
Molecule: messenger RNA, 1773 nt
Organism: Diplodia corticola
Lineage: Eukaryota; Fungi; Ascomycota; Dothideomycetes; Botryosphaeriales; Botryosphaeriaceae
Exons: 1
Coding region: 1-1773 (590 amino acids)
Source: RefSeq, a predicted model, not a curated record